GUUCAGUUAAAUCCGUUGAGGCGACAUUUCACAAUAGAGAGAGAGAGAGAGAAUGAAAGCGGCCGUCACUGCGAUUCAACUGCACUCACAUCCUUCAGCAUUCAACUUCGCCAGCCAAAAAAAUCCGAGUUGUUUUCCCUCGGCUUCUCAUCUCGACAGCUCACAUUUCUCUCGGAAAUUUAACUCCCAUUUUUCGUUUACUUUGAAUUCUGGAAAAUCGAUCAGAACAGUUCUGCCAGCCCCAAUGUCAAUGUGCACCAUCACUUCUUCGUACAAGCCGGAGGAAGCUAGGGUUCCGCCUGCGAUUCCCAUCCCGAAACCUCCUAUUACUAAGUUCAAAAUCGCUCUUUGUCAAUUGCUAGUAACAGCUGACAAGGAAAGGAACAUUGCCCAUGCUCGGAAGGCCAUAGAAGAGGCUGCAGGAAAGGGUGCUCAGCUUGUCCUUCUUCCCGAAAUAUGGAAUAUUCCGUAUUCGAAUGAUUAUUUUCCAGUAUAUGCGGAGGAUAUAGAUGCCGGCGUUGGUGCUUCUCCUUCAAUUGCAAUGUUGUCUGAACUAUCUGAGAGGCUCAAGAUCACCAUUAUUGGUGGCUCCAUACCUGAACGUAGUGGGGAUAAAUUGUAUAAUACUUGCUGCGUCUUUGGUGCAGAUGGAAAAAUUAAGGGCAAGCAUCGUAAGAUACAUCUCUUUGACAUUGACAUUCCAGGCAGGAUGACCUUCAAAGAAUCAAUGACUUUUACAGCAGGGGAGAGUCCAACUAUUGUGGACACAGAAGUUGGGCGCAUUGGAAUUGGGAUAUGCUAUGACAUUCGGUUUCAAGAACUGGCUGCCAUAUAUGCAGCAAGGGGUGCUCACUUGCUUUGUUAUCCUGGGGCUUUCAACAUGACCACUGGUCCACUGCACUGGGAGUUGUUGCAAAGGGCAAGGGCAGCAGAUUGUCAGUUGUACGUUGCUACUUGUUCACCUGCUAGAGUGGAUAAUGCUAGUUAUGUGGCUUGGGGGCACUCUACUGUUGUUGGGCCUUUUGGGGAAGUGAUUGCGACAACAGAACAUGAAGAGGUGAUAGUGAUAGCAGAGAUUGACUAUUCAUUAAUAGAACAGCGAAGGACGUACCUUCCAUUUCAGAAGCAAAGACGAGGUGAUCUUUAUCAGCUAGUUGACGUCCAAAGGCUAAAUACAGGAAAGAGUUAAAAAGUUCUCAUCCAUUGAUACAGCGGAGAUCCGGUUGUAAGGAGGAAUCAGUUGGAGAUCUGGAGGAUGCCUUGAAUGCCUGGUCCCUGUAGUUCACAGGGCCACAGCAGCGUCUGCGACUUGUGAUACUCAUUACUGUAUAGACCUUUUUGCCCUCCAUCCUUGUGCCAUACACUGGGAUGCAAGGCUUUUUCUUGGUUUUGCUCAUUGAGGUAAUAGGCGGAACUCGAAUUCUUGCAACAAAAGUUUGGUUAAGUCUAAUGCAAAUUUAGUGCGUUUGAUCA
This is a messenger RNA of Coffea arabica (coffee), 1473 nucleotides long. The record is from RefSeq and is a predicted model, not a curated record. NCBI's taxonomy places the organism in Eukaryota, Viridiplantae, Streptophyta, Magnoliopsida, Gentianales, Rubiaceae.